CAAUAACAAUCAAUACCCAUUAUUAAAGGUGAAGGGGCAUUUGUCUUGUGCCUUGCUUUUAUCCUUUUUUUUUUCUCUCCGAUUAUCAUUUUUCUUCUUUCUUCCUUGGUGGAUUCUGGGGUUAUUAAGAUUUGGUGAUGUGUUUCCCUAGCAGAGAUUGAUUUUCUCUGGAACAGGGGAAUUUCUGAAGCUCGAUCCGAUUCGUUUUAUGGGUUUUUUUCGUUGAAUUUCUUCAACCCAUCUUCUGGGAAUUUCUCAAUUGUUUAAUCGAGGUUUUGGAGAUGGAGGAAGAGAAGGAUUCUGAGAAUCGUUUGACAUCGGCUGCUGCGUUUGUGGAAGGGGGAAUUCAAGAAGCUUGUGAUGAUGCUUGCAGCAUAUGCCUUGAGGAUUUUUGUGAAAGUGAUCCUUCUACGGUUACUGCUUGCAAGCAUGAGUUUCACCUCCAAUGCAUCCUUGAGUGGUGCCAGAGAAGUUCUCAAUGUCCUAUGUGUUGGCAAUCUAUCAGCCUGAAGGACCCGACCAGUCAAGAGUUGUUGGAGGCGGUUGAACGAGAGAGGAAUAUAAGGGUCACUCCGGUGAGGAAUACUGCUGUGUUUCAUCAUCCAGCUAUUGGCAAUUUUGAGUUGCAACAUCUACCACUGGGUGUUACUAAUGCCGAGCUUGAAGAGCGAAUAAUCCAGCACCUGGCUGCAGCUGCUGCAAUGGGGAGGGCACACCAUAUGGGUCGAAGAGAAGUGCAGAGGAGUCAAUCAUCAUCUCAUGGACGUCCUCAUUUCUUGGUUUUCUCCACUCAUCCCGGUGGACCUCCAUCUGAGAAUGUCUCAGCCUCCGAAGGGGGCACUGAUCCAGCAGGGAUUACUAUGGCUAGCCCCUCUAGCCCACGGACACCUCGUGGGGAUGAACCAUCACAGCACAUUGCACAGUUUCAGUCCAUUCAGACUGACCAAAUUUCUCGCUCAGCAUCUGGAUCCAACUUUUCAACCAAUCGGCGAGGAGCUUCAUCUAGCGUUCGAAUCUCCACUAGUGAUUCUCCAUCUUCAAAUCUGGAUAGAGCUGGGCCUUCUGAAUUUCAGUCAUUUUCUGAAUCUCUUAAAUCAAGACUUAAUGCAGCGUCCACAAGGUACAAAGAAUCAAUUUCGAAGAGUACAAGAGGAUGGAAGGAGCGGCUAUUCUCACGCAACUCUUCCAUGUCUGAACUUGGUUCCGAAGUUCGAAGAGAAGUAAAUGCAGGAAUUGCCAGUGUAUCACGUAUGAUGCAACGUCUUGAAACCAGAGAUGAUGGUGUUACAAAUCAAGAUUCUAAUGAGCCGGGUGGCCACGUUAGAAGAGAGAGCAGCCCAGAGAACUCUUUAAACGACAAAAGUGCUACAGCCUCUUGUGCUGCAACGUCUGCCGAGCGUUAAAUCAUUACGUAUUAAUUUUGGCAAAUGCAUCUGUCGUCAGCAUCUUAUUUCUUAAGGUGAGUAACUAAACACUAUACCAUUUAUUAGCCUGCCAGUUUGGAUACAUAUGAGUUCCUCUUAAUUUUUGCAUCUUUUUGGUGUCUGAUGCCAGUUGGUUUGGUGCACCUUAUACACACUGCUAUCAGUUUGUUGUUUAAAAAGAAACAUAAACUCACAUGAGAAAGAAAGUCGUGAUAUCGAUACAGAUCUCGGCGAAAAACGAAAAUAUCAUGGGAUAAUCAACAAUCGAGGGGAUUCAUUAAAAUGAAUCGAGGUGGAUGGAAAAUCACCUCUUCCAUCUUUCAUCAUAGUAGGACAUUCCCCAUUUGGAGCUAAACUAAACAAAAAGUGACUUCUCGAAAGGAUGUGAUUUUUAUCCUUGUCUUAUACAACGGACCCACCAUUGUUUGCCCGAGCCCAUAGAUCAGCUAUAGACAAGUCAAUGGUGUCAUUCUGCCACGAGCAACUGACCAUCCUAAUCUUCUUAGCGACUUUUAACCUUCUCGAACACGACAAAGAGAAUGGGGUGUGGGAGUGGAAGUAGCAA
Cucurbita moschata (crookneck pumpkin) is the source of this 1989-nucleotide messenger RNA. Its product is annotated as E3 ubiquitin-protein ligase RHF2A-like. The record is from RefSeq and is a predicted model, not a curated record. Gene Ontology annotation, molecular function: ubiquitin-protein transferase activity. Lineage: Eukaryota; Viridiplantae; Streptophyta; Magnoliopsida; Cucurbitales; Cucurbitaceae. The transcript has 8 exons. The coding region runs from base 282 to 1403 and encodes 373 amino acids.